This is a messenger RNA of Paramecium tetraurelia, 807 nucleotides long. RefSeq lists its product as uncharacterized. Gene Ontology annotation, molecular function: ubiquitin protein ligase activity. The transcript is spliced from 2 exons. The record is from RefSeq and is a predicted model, not a curated record. Gene Ontology annotation, biological process: protein ubiquitination. Lineage: Eukaryota; Ciliophora; Oligohymenophorea; Peniculida; Parameciidae.
AUGAAUUAGUAAUAAAUUAUCCUAUAAAAUUUGAGGGAAAUCAUACGAAAAAAUAGAAUUGAUUUAACCAUCAAGUAUAUUGAGGUUCUCGUUUACGCUGUAACUAUUUGCUUCAUCCCGAAGGAUAUUCAGUUGUACAAAUUUUAUAAGAGUUCAUUGAUUGUUUUUAUUCAAGGGAUUGCUUUAACUCACUAUUACUUACAUAUUAUUUACCAACACAAAAAAUAGAUAUAAAAUUUUGGCUACUUUUGGAGUUUACCAUUUAAUAAUCUCGAAUCCUAUAAUCAUAAAGAAUUAAACAAUAGCAUUAUCCUGUAUCACAAAGAUUUCUUGGUCAUGAGAAUAGCCAAUUUAGUGUAUUCAUCUUCAUUUUUACUUAGUUUUGAGAUUGUUCUCUUUUUAUCGGCCCCUUAUGAAUUUUAUAGAUAUUUAAAAACACCACUUAAUUCAUAUUCUGCUUUAAUUAUUUUUGAAGUUUCCUUAUACUUUGCUAGACGGGUUUAAUUGUUUGUGUUUCCAUCUUUACGUUUAUUCAAGUUUUGUGUUUUACUCUUUAUUUCGAAGUUUAGAAGAUAAAAUAGACCUAUAUUCUAGAAUUAGAAUUAAAAUUAACCAACCGAAACUGUAGCUAUUUAGUUACAAGAGAAAAGCUGUUCAGAGAUUGAUUUAGAAUGUAUUAUUUGUUUAUAGAAAAUUACUGAUAAGUAUGUAAUGUUGUAAUGUGAACAUUAUUAUCAUAAAGAAUGCAUUGAUCAUUGGAUAAAACAAAAGGAAAUUUGCCCUUUAUGUAGAUCGUCUAUUAAUUGA